AUGCUGCGCGAAGUCAAAGCCAAGAACCCCCGCACUGCGCGAAUCCUCAAGGCGCGAGAGCCGCAACUCAUCGAGGCCCCGAAGAAGACACUAUUGAUGCACGGCGCAAAAUGCCCUCAGUCCCUCGAUACCGUGUUGAAGACUUUCCACUCUCUGACCAAGCCCAACUCAAUCCUGUUCCACAAGAAAAAUGAAAAGAUUCACCCCUUCGAGAACGUCGAGAGCCUCGAGUUCUUGGCUAACAAAAACGAGUGCGGACUAGUCGUAUUCGGAAGCAGCAACAAAAAACGCCCCAACUGCUUGAGUCUGGCCCGGAUUUUCAACUCACAACUCCUGGAUAUGUGCGAGCUGCUCCUGCUGCCCCCAGCCGACGGCGAGGCUAUCCCUCCCAUCAACGAACUUGUCAUGCACGUUGGUUCAGGCCUGCGGCCCAUGAUGCUGUUCGCUGGUAGCCCAUGGGAUGACCCAACCUCCACAUCGCACGUUAUGCUUAAGAGCUUCUUCCUGGAUAUGUUCAAGGGUGAGGAGACAGACCGCAUCGAUGUCGAAGGCCUGCAGUACGUUCUCCUAGUUGGAGCUGAGGAGCCCCGCGAGGAUUUGUCACCGGUCGUGCACCUGCGCUGGUACAAGGUUAUCACCAAGCGCAGUGGUCACAAACUCCCCCGUGUCGAGCUUGAGGAGAUUGGUCCCAAAUUCGACUUUAAGGUUGGCCGUAUGCGCCCCGCAUCUGGUGAUGCCAUGAAGCAGGCUAUGAAGCAAGGCAAGCGACCAAAUGUGGACAUGAAGACCAAAAAGAACAUCAGUGUGGACACUAUGGGUGACAAGAUCGGUCGUGUGCACUUGGGCAAGCAGGAUCUGAAUGAGCUCCAGACCCGUAAGAUGAAGGGAUUGAAGCGGCGGGCUGGCAUUGAGUCUGAUGACGACGAGGAUGAGGAAGACUUUGAAAUGGUUGAUGUGGAUGAAAUUAUGGAGGACAGUGAAGAGGAGGAGAGUCAUAAGCGUGCUCGGAAGGAAUAG
Molecule: messenger RNA, 1017 nt
Organism: Penicillium taxi
Lineage: Eukaryota; Fungi; Ascomycota; Eurotiomycetes; Eurotiales; Aspergillaceae
Product: rRNA-binding ribosome biosynthesis protein RPF2
Exons: 2
Coding region: 1-1017 (338 amino acids)
Biological process (GO): maturation of LSU-rRNA from tricistronic rRNA transcript (SSU-rRNA, 5.8S rRNA, LSU-rRNA); ribosomal large subunit assembly
Cellular component (GO): nucleolus
Molecular function (GO): rRNA binding
Source: RefSeq, a predicted model, not a curated record